Molecule: messenger RNA, 7085 nt
Organism: Apis cerana (Asiatic honeybee)
Lineage: Eukaryota; Metazoa; Arthropoda; Insecta; Hymenoptera; Apidae
Product: cilia- and flagella-associated protein 251
Source: RefSeq, a predicted model, not a curated record
GAAGAGGGUGAGAGAGCUCCUCGUGCAUUGCUUUCGAGUUCGUUAACUUUCAGACAAUCUCCCCGAGAUUUUAAACCCGUGGUUUCCUCCGUUCCGCGGGGAAGGAGGAUAUCGCGUUCGAUAAUAAUAAUUGGCCAUCUCGUGGCCCAGCCAUUUGCUCCGCGCAAAUCGCAAAGAGCACCAACUUUCCCUCGAUUAAAGUUUCCUUCGGAUUUAUCAUUUCUGCGGAGAUAAGCCGGAUCUUUUAAUAUUCUCGGUGUCAGUGCUCUCGUGGCUCGUUUAACGGGCAAAAGUUUUCACCUGCUUGCCUUCUCACCGUCGAUAUCACCGUCACCGCGAGAAAACGACGUUUCUUUUCGCAAAGAUCAAUAAUAAGAGGCAAAGAGGGAGAAGAAGAGAAGAAAAGAGAGAGUAAUACGUUCUGUAAAGCGUUUCUCCAAUUCAUUGUGAUCAACGAAGAAAGGCAUUAAGAUAUGACAGAAUGGAGUACAAUCUGUUGUUAAAUUAAUUCUUCCAUCGUAGCAAUAGUAAUAUGACGAGAAACUACGUAAACUACGUUCGUGAAAAGUGCCUCUUUUCAAAGAAGGGAUUGAUCAUUGGAACGCGUUCUCGGGAAAGAACCAUCCCCGGGAACGACUUACGUAAUUCAUCGGGGGACGCAACGCGCGCGAAGAGUUCGCGGUUUUGUUUUCAACGAGGUGAACCGACGGGGUGAAAUAUCGACGGUCUGCUCUUGACUUUGUUUCGUCGGCUGACACGACGAUCUAUCUUCUGAUUGGAUGCGAUAAAACGAUACCCAGGAUGCCAGCAACGGUCCAAACCGCGUAUAGUUUGCGGUCUCGCGACCAACGCAUCGCAGGCGACUCAAUGACAGAAUCAUAAUUAAACGUUGAAUUAUUAUCGGCCCGUCCUCCCGUCGGAUCAGUCCAGACCUGCUCGUGAAAAUUUUUCCGUUAAAUCGACGAUUUCAUGGUGGGGGAGAAAUGGAAUUUUCCUCCGAAAUCCGUAAAAUCCAAUUGUCCCAUUGCGAUACCCCGUUCCGUUUGUUCCCUCGAUCGUGUUGUUUCGAAUGUAUUUCGGGGAGAAUAAUUUGGAAAUGUUGUCGAUCCGAUCGUAAUCCGAGACGAGAGGAGGAUCGUUUCGCGCACAGUUCUUCGGGAUUCUGAUUCCUCCCUAUUAUUUCGAACGGUGGCCGGAUAGCGCAAUUUCGAAGCGUUGAUUCGUACGGUUGUAAAACGUAGGAUGGGGAGAGGUUUCACGCAUAGUUGUUCGGUAUUUUCUGACUCAUAACUCCGUACAAGCGCUCCAACUAAAAAUAAAAGCGAAGCGUUAGAUGAUCAACGGAGGAGAUGUAAUGUUGGCGUGUUCCCCUUUAAUUUUAGCUCGACGUCAACUUUCUCGAGAUUGACAAUGUUGCGUGCAACUCUCCCCUGUAAUAAACAGCGUUUAUGUCAAUAAACGACGCGGUUAAAUCUUCGCUUUCUCGCGGUUUUUUGCCAAUCGCGCCUGGGCGAAAGUUUUCUACGAAGUUUUGGGGGUGGAAUGGAACACGAGUUGGUUUCAGAAAUCAUCGAGUUUCGAUGGGUUUUAUAAUUGGCGAGAAUCGAAGCGAGGAGAUUCAAUCUUUCGAGAGUAAAGUUGAGAAAAAUUAAAGGGGUGUCGAGUUUUGUAUCGAAAUGGAGUUAAUUAACCGAUUAAUAAUCCGCCGUUUAAUCAUUCGGAAGGAAAGUUCCGUCGGGAUAAUUUCACGGCCACUUAGUGGGAUUACAGUUGCAAUUUCAAGAUGAGGUUUCGUUACCUACCACCACUCGGCUCAUUAGUUGUCCACACGUGUCCCACGAUAAAUAGCGCGACACGAUUCAUCACGUUCUCUCCGGCUGUUGCCGAAAAUUUCGAAAUAAUCUCCGCGGAUCCUCCCUUCUAGUUAAUUUGAAAAGAAGAGAAAAAGAGAAAGCAAACAACUUUCAUCCAUCACAAUUGUUCGUUCGUUCGUUCGUUCGUUCGUUCUUCUCGAGAGAAAUUAAAAAUUUUUGCGUUUCGUCUACGAAAAACGGGAGAAUGUAUUUUCUUUCUCCUUCUCUCUCUCUCCCUCUUUAUCUUUUAUUAUCGAUUCUUCCUCGUUUAUCGAAUCGUCGUUCGAAACGGAUAUAAAUCAAACGAAAUUCCGCGUUAGAAAUUUACUCGCCCUCGGUAUAAUUUAUACGUUACACGCGGGUUGGUCGGCGUAUAAAAAUUCGUGGCGUGACAUUCAAUUUAUCAUCGACAAGGGAGCUCAUUCAGACGCGGGAUCCAAUGCGUUCCGUAAUUUCCGCGCGUGAUACUCGCCACCAACACAAGCAUUCCGUUCCUCGUCGGUUUAACCUCUUUUUUUUCUUUCUUUCUUUCUUUUACCUAAAUCUAAAUGUAUAAUCCUAUAAUUCACUCGAUAUCGAAUAAUUUAUGGAGAUAAAUGAAACCGUAUCUUUCCAAAAGUAUUUAUAAACGAAUGUCGCGUCUUUAAUCGAAUAUUUUUCGUAAUUCGGGGGGAAAAAAGGAAGAAGGAAAAUUUAUAUAAAAAUACGAAGAGAAACGAAGCGUAGAAUUCGUACUCGUUCGGUGGUCGAUUUGUCGAAAGCGAAGCGCAGCUAAUUUCGCAUCCUCGUUCCGCCUCGCCAUAUCGAUCCUCCUCCUCCUCCUAAGACCGAACCGAUAAAUUACCGAUCCGCCAAUUCUCGCUCGUGAAUCUUAUUCAUUUAUUAUCGACGUAAACACGAUUGCGAAAUGAACUCUCGUUCCGGUCAAUUUUUCGAUUUGCCCGAUUUUUAUUACGCGAAAAGUUGACGGAUCUUUCUGCCGAUUCCGAGGAUACUUUCCUUCUCGAGAAAGACGAGGAGGAACGGGGAUGGGCCGCUAUGAAAUUAGAAAUUUCCAAGGGAGGGAAACGUGCUUUAUGCGCCGCUUCCAAAAUGUAUUUUAAGCGAACCAGGUAUACGUGCUAUUCCACGAUGAUUCAUGGUGGAGAUUUUUGGUACGAUUCUAUUACGAAGCUUGUAAACCGGAGACUUUAUUCGUUACUUUGUUAAUUAAAAUCUGGCCGUGACGUCGCCUGAUUACGCCCCGUUUUAUUAAUAAACUGGAAGCGAGGCUUUAGCAGAAUUCCAAGUAAAUCCAUUGGAACUCGGAAUUUCUACUUCUUACACCCCUCCCGCCUCUUCAAGAGUGUUAAGAGAUUGUCCCACGAGCUAACUUCGCCGAUCGAUUUCCAUUCCCACUGGAUUUUCCACUCGUACUUUUUGAAGAGGAAUGCGAAAUAAGGAAUCCCGAAAUAAGAAAUCCGUUGGAUGAUUUAUCGCGAGAGCAUCGAUCUAUAUGUCGCUUCGACGGUGAAAUCCAUCCAACGAUGAAAUUCCACGGUGUUCGUUACAACAUCACAUCAUUCGGAUAACGAUCCACGAUUCUUUCCUUCGUUGCUAUUGUUCCCCAUUUCUGGAGAAUUGCAUUUCGAGAAUGAGUUACGUUCCGUUUGUGUGCAGAGAAGAAAAUUCUUUGGAAAAUUGCGUUUUUUCGCGCGAAGAAAAAAGAUUCCCCGGAACCGGACGAACGAUAGUUGGAAUUUUCUUGGGUGAAAAGAGAAAAAGAAAAAGAAGAGAAGAGGAGGAAGGGAAGGAAGAAGAAGAAGAAGGGGAAGGGGCGGUUGGAAUGUUGGACGCUUUUUCUCGUGGUCGAAGGCGCCAGUUUCGAUUUCGACGUUUCAAUCUCUCUCGAAUCGGUCGCCGCCGUUGCGUGUUUUGGGAAUUGGACGAAUUGCGGCCAGGAAAGUUGAGCGAAAUAUUAUAUCGCGAAUUAAUUUCUCGCAAGUAUCGGGGAGGAUCGAGGGAAGCAUCGCUACGGGGGGAGAGAAAGUUAAUUCUCGUGUUCGCCACGAGAAUCCUUCUUUCCAAAGUUUGCAAACUUUGGUUAAAAGAAUAACAAUUUUUAAUUUGACCGUCCGGCCGGGAACAGGAGACAAGCGUUCUUUCCGCGUCGAAGAUUCGAGUUAACGAGAGGAUAAUUAACGAAGUGUCGUCCCGUCGUUAAUCGCUGGAAAUUUUCGUAUUUCCCGCGUUAUCCGGGAGAAGAUCGCCGGGAAGCAUCCCGAUUGUCACGGCCCUGGCUGCUAUUUUUGCUAUCGUCCGCGCGAUAUUUAUAACAACGGACUUAUUUCACCGUCGACACGACUUCUGUCUGUCGUGGAGCGAGCAACCGACUCUUGGAUUCACGUUUGAAACGUGCCGCCUUCGAUAGUCCAACGACUAUUUUUCCCGCCGUCCCAAAAAGCGAACGCUCCUCUGGAAAGCGGGGCUCCAUCUCCCCUUUUGCUUUCGUGCAAUUUUCCGAAUAUUCCAAAAAAGAAACAGGGGGAAAAAUCACGCCGACUUUGAGGAUCGCAUCAAAUCCGAGUUAAUUAAUCGCGAUAGGCGUCCGAUUUCAAAGGCGACAGAUUAAAUUCGUUAUCGCCGAAUCAUCUCCGUUCCAUUGUUCCCUUAAUUAACCCACCGUGCCGCUUCAUACUUACGUACGACGACGAGGCUGUGUGUAAUUAAUAGCGCGCAUCCUAUUUUCCCCCUAGCCGCAUUUCGUAUUUUUCCCUUUGAUCACGAUGCCGCAUUACGCCACCAGCCUUUUUAUCUCCUCUUCUUCUUCUACUUUUUUCCGUUCCUUAAGCGGCGUGCAAAAAGCGUGCUCAGAUUUAUGUAUCCGUCGUUACGUCGAUCUCUCUCGGAUGGAUUAAUACAGGAAGCCAAGAUGAUACAGUAGCUGCGGCUCGAGCGUCAAUUAACAAUUAUCGAUAAAUUUUACCCGAGCACGAUUUCGUUUCGCGGGGGAUCGAUUCGUGUUUAAUCGUUUUCACUCGAGAUUCUCGCUCGAGAGAUUCGGCUCGUUAGGAUCGUACGAAAGAACGGCAGAAUAUAUACAGAGCGUCGGAGGAUCCAUUAGUCGGGACAAAUUUUCCGAGAGUCCGAAGAUGGGUCGAAUCGAACGUGUUAUACCGGCUAUUAACAAUUUUACGAUCUAUCCGACGGCCGCUAAAUGUUAUUUCAAAUAACCCGUGAAAACGCGUCGUCGAGAAGACGUCGGAUUAAUUUCGUCGGGACACCGUGGAAUAAUUUCCAACUAUCUCGCGUUGUUUCCCACUACCACCACGUGACCGACGCUCAUUGUUCCUUCUUCGCCACCACAACGAACCCGAUGAAAAUUCAUUAACGCGAAUAUUUGCGAAUAGAUGUCCGCGUAAUCGGGAUGUUCCUCGGCCCCGCUUCGUUAAUUUUCCAACGUUGAACACCGACAACAACAUCGUGUAACCAUACAAAUAAAUCAUUUCAUCCAGACAGACUUCUUUUCGUCGAUCGAUUUUCAUUUGAUUCGCCAGAGAACGAAUGCUAAUUAUUGCGAUGAGAAUGAGGAGAAGGAAUUGACCCCGGAAGAAGCGGAGUUCAUCCAAAAAAUCAAGUCGAAGAUAAAUGUGGUACGAUCCAUGGAACGUCUCUACGCCGUGCCAUCGGAACAGCUGCGUGUUUGGUUGGUCUGGCUGUCGAAAGUAGGAGACAUGGCUGACGAAUGGCACAAAUGGUUACGCUCUCACAUCGACUUCGUUCUAAGAUUGUCGAUAGAGCUGCGGGCGGCCGAGGAGGUUUUAACAUUGGAGCAGGAAAAAGAAGAAGAGACGGCGAAAAAGGAAAUUCAAGUGGAAACCAAAGUGGAGACCAAAGAGAUCGAGACGAACACGAAGGAGGACUCGAAGGAGGAGACGAAGGAGAACGAAAAGGUGGAGGAAAAAAACAACACAGAAUCAGGGAAUACGAACAACACAGGACCGGGAAACUCGAACAAUUCAGGACCAGGGAACGCGAAUAAUUCAGGACCAGGGAACUCGAACAAUCCAGGACCGGAGAACUCGAAUAAUUCAGGACCAGGGAACUCGAACAAUCCAGGACUGGAGAACUCGAACAAUCCAGGACCGGAGAAUUCGAACAAUCCAGGACCGGAGAAUUCGAACAAUCCAGGACCGGAAAACUCGAACAAUCCAGGACCAGGGAACCCGAACGAUGAAGAAAAUGACGAUGAGAAGACAGAGGAGAAGAGAGAUGAGACAGAAACACCGACAGAAGAAUCCGAUAAGCCGAACGAAGAGUUGAUAACGGAGGAGGAGAAAAACCCGGAAGAAGGAGAAAAGGAAGAAGAAGAAAGAAGAGAAGAAGAAGAAGAAGGAGAAGCAGAAACAGUAGUGACUGAAAUAGUAGAGAAAGAAGAGGGAGCGGGAGAAGAAGAGGAAGAAGUCAAGCCGUCGAUAGUGAUAACAGAAGAGGAAGAAGAGGACGAGGGACAAAUUAUAAAGGAGUGGCCUGUGGGCAUUCCGUGGGAACAUUUAGGGAUAGAGGAAGAAGAGGAGAAGCUAUUUGACGAUCGAUUGCCCAUACCCAAGAACGAGGUAGAGAUGAAGGAUUUCUUGAGGAAGUUCACGCACGAGGCGACCAUCCAUCGAUCCUUCUUUAAACAUUGGAAGGAAACCGCGGAUCAGGCUGUCAAGGAAAUUGGAAACAGACUGGUUAUGGCUACGUUCCUGGUGCAAGGGAAAGAUCAGACUGGAGAGGUAAAGAAACCGCCCCCUAAAAAAAUACUCAAGAAAGUGAAACCUCCAGUCCAAAAGAAGGGCAAGAAAAAGAAAGUUGCAUCGCCUGCGAGGAAGACGAACGAUGAACUGGAGGACGACUCAAAACUGGAAAUGACGAAUAAAAGGGAGUUGGAAAUUCGCAAAAUGCUCGAGAUAGACGCGAAUGAUUUCGUGAAAGACUGUGCACGUGGAUUGGAACCGUUGCCGUACUUCUUCUACCUGAAAGUGGAACCGGACAUCGACAUAGCUAUAGAGCACGAUGACGAGAAGGUGAUCCUGGCCGACACCGAGCGCGAGAACAUAACCGGUGAUUACCAGCGCCUCUACUUCAAUCUUUCGGACAAACCUUGCAAAGGAGGGAAACCGUGGAUGUUAUAACCGGGAGAAGGAGCACGAAGCAGUGUCACUAAAGCGUAUACAAGUAACAAUAACAAAAUAAAUUCUUGCAGCUAAA